This is a messenger RNA of Ahaetulla prasina, 1164 nucleotides long. RefSeq names its product voltage-dependent P/Q-type calcium channel subunit alpha-1A-like. The transcript is spliced from 9 exons. The record is from RefSeq and is a predicted model, not a curated record. The coding region runs from base 61 to 1164 and encodes 367 amino acids. Gene Ontology annotation, cellular component: neuronal cell body; voltage-gated calcium channel complex; membrane. Gene Ontology annotation, molecular function: high voltage-gated calcium channel activity. NCBI's taxonomy places the organism in Eukaryota, Metazoa, Chordata, Lepidosauria, Squamata, Colubridae. Gene Ontology annotation, biological process: calcium ion import across plasma membrane; chemical synaptic transmission.
UCCUGAGCAGAGACAGCAUAGUAAGAAAAGGAGCAUUGGGUACCUCAGGGAGGAGGAGGCAUGGUGCAGCUACAGACAAGUGUCUGUCCACUCAAGGAUGACACUGAACCAUACUUCAUUGGAAUAUUUUGUUUUGAGGCUGGAAUUAAAAUUAUUGCCUUAGGAUUUGCUUUCCACAAGGGAUCCUACCUAAGGAAUGGGUGGAAUGUGAUGGAUUUUGUGGUGGUUCUCACGGGCAUCUUGUCAACAGUUGGUACUGAAUUUGACUUGCGAACUUUGCGGGCGGUUCGUGUACUCCGGCCGCUGAAGUUAGUGUCAGGAAUCCCAAGUUUACAAGUUGUCCUUAAAUCCAUAAUGAAGGCCAUGAUACCUCUGCUACAAAUUGGCCUCCUCCUAUUUUUUGCAAUCCUUAUUUUUGCAAUCAUAGGGUUAGAAUUUUAUUUGGGGAAAUUUCACACCGCCUGCAAGGAUAUUCAUACAGAUGAAAUCAUGCAAGAAGCUCCAUGUGGGAAGGAAGCACCGUCACGCCUCUGCCCUAAUGGGACGGAGUGUAAAGAAUACUGGCAAGGACCCAACUAUGGGAUCACACAGUUUGAUAACAUCCUCUUCGCUGUGCUGACUGUCUUCCAGUGUAUCACCAUGGAAGGGUGGACUAACCUCCUCUAUUAUAGCAACGAUGCCUCAGGGAGUGCUUGGAACUGGCUAUACUUCAUCCCUCUCAUCAUCAUUGGAUCCUUUUUUAUGCUCAACCUUGUGCUAGGGGUGCUUUCUGGGGAGUUUGCCAAAGAAAGGGAGCGAGUAGAAAAUCGGCGUGCAUUUCUGAAGCUGAGAAGACAACAGCAAAUUGAACGGGAGCUCAAUGGCUAUAUGGAGUGGAUCUCCAAAGCAGAAGAAGUCAUCCUGGCUGAAGAUGACAUAGAAGGAGAGCCUCGCCAUCCCUUCGAUGGUUCACCUUUUGCUCGAGCCAGCAUCAAAAGUGUCACGCUGGAAAAUGCUACUUUCUUUCACAAAAAAGAGCGGAGGUUGCGUUUCUAUAUCCGUCGUAUUGUCAAAACUCAGGCCUUUUACUGGACAGUCCUCAGUCUGGUAGCUCUCAACACUUUGUGUGUUGCUAUAGUACAUUACAACCAGCCAGAUUGGCUAUCUGACUUCCUCUGUAAGUAG